CCUGAAGAGAGAGAGAGAGAGAGAGAGAGACACACACACACACACAGAGAUGGGGUGGGCCAUCGCUCUUCAUGGUGGGGCAGGCGACAUACCACUGUCGUUGCCGGCCCACCGCAGAGAGCCGGCUGAAGCCGUCCUCCGGCAUUGCCUGCAAAUCGGCGUGUCUGCACUGAAAGCCAACACUCCUCCCUUAGACGUGGUGGAGCUCGUGGUUCGUGAGCUAGAAAAUAGUCCACAUUUCAAUGCUGGUAGAGGUUCUGUUUUAACUACCAAUGGGACGGUUGAAAUGGAAGCAUGCAUUAUGGAUGGAACAAAGAAAUGUGGAGCUGUUUCAGGUCUUUCCACCAUUGUUAAUCCCAUAUCUCUUGCACGGCUUGUAAUGGAGAAAACUCCUCAUAUUUAUCUGGCAUUUGACGGAGCAGAAGCAUUUGCAAAGGAACAAGGUGUUGAAACUGUUGAAUCAAGUCAUUUCAUCACUCCACGAAACAUCGAAAGGCUAAGUCAAGCAAAAGAAGCCAACAAAGUGCAGCUUGAUUAUACACAACCACCGCCUCCAAAAGAUGAACCACAGGACCCUGCAGCCAAUGAAGGAGAUAGCCAAAUCGGGACUGUUGGAUGUGUGGCUGUCGACAGGCACGGAAACUUAGCUACCGCAACUUCCACAGGCGGGUUCGUGAACAAGAUGGUGGGUAGGAUUGGUGAUACUCCAGUCAUCGGUGCGGGCACAUAUGCCAACAGUUUCUGUGCAGUCUCAGCAACAGGCAAAGGUGAGUUCAUCAUCAGGGCCACUGUGGCCCGGGACGUUGCUGCCCUUAUGGAGUACAAAGGACUCUCUCUCAAGGAAGCGGCUGCUUACGUUAUAGAACAGUGCACUCCAAAAGGCACUGCUGGCUUAGUUGCUGUUUCUGUUACAGGAGAAGUCACAAUGCCAUUCAACACAACAGGCAUGUUCCGUGCAUGUGCUACCGAAGAUGAGUAUUCUGAAUUCGGAAUAUGGCCUUCUCUCACUGAUUCUGCUAUUUAGGAGAGUAAAAAAGGUGGCAUUUAUAAGAAUUUCAACCUGUGGAUAUGCACAGUAACCUCAAAGUCUUGAGUUUGUACAAGUGGGGUUCAUGGCAAGGUGAUCAGAUCCGUUGAUCUAAAAGGCUCCAAUGUGGAUGGACUUCCCACAAAAUCUCUAAUCCGUCAAUUGGCAAGGCAUGGGGGAUGUAGGCAUAUCCUGCCUAUCACAUUGGGUCCCAUCAGGACAAUGGUCUGCAUGACAAAGCCAUGAGCCCCAAUCAUGCAAACUGAAGGCUUGAGGACACUUAUGCUCAGCACAAAUAUGGUGUGUGUGUGUGUGUGUGUGUGUGUGUUGUGAAGUUUCAAGUUGGGUCUGUGUAGAAUAGAGCUCAGAUUCUUGGGCUAUAAAUGACAAUUUGAAUGUGAUGGACUGCGAUUGAUAGUGUAAUUCCUGUUAGGAUGAUGUGGUUGUGUUUGGAUGCAAAACCAAAUUAGAUUGUGAUAAUUAAAAAGUUUCAACAAAUUACAAUAACAGUUGUUGACCCACUUUAUCUAGA
Molecule: messenger RNA, 1559 nt
Organism: Magnolia sinica
Lineage: Eukaryota; Viridiplantae; Streptophyta; Magnoliopsida; Magnoliales; Magnoliaceae
Product: isoaspartyl peptidase/L-asparaginase 1-like
Exons: 4
Coding region: 50-1024 (324 amino acids)
Molecular function (GO): hydrolase activity
Source: RefSeq, a predicted model, not a curated record